Otolemur garnettii (small-eared galago) is the source of this 2192-nucleotide messenger RNA. RefSeq names its product acyl-CoA synthetase medium chain family member 3 (gene ACSM3). The coding region runs from base 142 to 1902 and encodes 586 amino acids. Gene Ontology annotation, biological process: fatty acid biosynthetic process; acyl-CoA metabolic process. The transcript has 15 exons. Gene Ontology annotation, cellular component: mitochondrial matrix. The record is from RefSeq and is a predicted model, not a curated record. Gene Ontology annotation, molecular function: fatty-acyl-CoA synthase activity; fatty acid ligase activity. NCBI's taxonomy places the organism in Eukaryota, Metazoa, Chordata, Mammalia, Primates, Galagidae.
GAAGAGGGAGGAACUCAAGUUUCAGGAUUGCUCUUCUAGAAAACAGGUCUGCCAUCAUCAUUUCCAGCUGUGUUGGAACCUGUAACUUGAAUGUAUUACUCUCUGUGGAAAUAUUGAGUGCUAAAACAUCCAACAAGACGGAUGCUUGCUCUUAUCACCAUGAAGAUGUUACUUCGUGCCAAAUGUUUUCAGCACCUAGUAAUUCCUGGCUCUGUGAGAGCACUGCAUAAAGACUAUAGAAUAGCAACGCCACAGAAUUUUUCCAGCUAUGAAUCCAUAAAACAAGACUUCAAGUUGGAGAUUCCAGAGUAUUUCAACUUUGCUCAAGAUGUCCUAGACCAAUGGACCAAUGUGGAAAAGGCUGGAAAGAAAUCUUCCAAUCCAGCCCUCUGGUGGAUCAAUGAGAAUGGAGAAGAGGUGAGGUGGAGUUUUGAGGAACUGGGAUCUUUGUCCAGGAAAUUUGCCAAUAUACUUACAGAAGCCUGUGCCCUGCAAAGGGGAGAUCGAGUAAUUGUGAUUCUUCCCAGGAUCCCAGAGUGGUGGCUUGCAAAUGUAGCCUGUCUUCGGACAGGUACAGUUUUAAUUCCAGGAACCACUCAGCUGACCCAGAAAGAUAUCCUCUACAGACUACAAUCUUCAAAAGCAAAGUGUAUUAUUACCAAUGAUGUUUUAGCCCCAGCAGUAGAUGCUGUUGCAUCCAAAUGUGAAAAUCUGCUCUCCAAGCUGAUUGUGUCUCAGAACUCCAGAGAGGGGUGGGGGAAUCUCAAGGAGAUGAUGAAACAUGUCAGUGACAACCACACCUGUGUGAAGACAAAACAUGAUGAAAUGAUGGCCAUUUUCUUCACCAGUGGAACAAGUGGAUCUCCUAAGAUGACCGGGCACACCCAUAGCAGUUUUGGCUUAGGAUUAUCUAUAAAUGGAAGGUUCUGGCUAGAUUUGACACCCUCAGAUGUGAUGUGGAAUACCUCAGACACAGGCUGGGCAAAGUCUGCGUGGAGUAGUGUUUUUUCUCCAUGGAGCCAGGGAGCAUGUGUAUUUGCACACUAUUUACCCCAUUUUGAGCCAACUUCUAUCUUGCAAACACUUUCCAAGUUUCCUAUCACAGUCUUCUGUACGGCGCCAACUGCUUACCGAAUGCUUGUACACAAUGAUAUGACCAGCUAUAAGUUCAAAAACUUAAAGCACUGUGUGAGCGCUGGGGAACCAAUCAAUCCUGAAGUGAUUGAACAAUGGAGAAACAAGACUGGCCUUGAUAUCUAUGAAGGAUAUGGACAAACGGAAACGGUGCUAAUCUGUGGAAAUUUUAAGGGAAUGAAAAUUAAGCCUGGCUCAAUGGGAAAGCCUUCUCCAGCUUUUGAUGUUAAGAUUUUAGAUGCACAUGGCAAUGUUUUACCUCCUGGACAGGAAGGAGAUAUUGGCAUUCGAGUUCUACCUAACCGACCAUUCGGUCUUUUUACUCACUAUGUAGAUAAUCCUUCAAAAACAGCUUCAACUCUACGAGGCAAUUUCUAUAUCACUGGGGACAGAGGGUAUGUGGAUAAAGAUGGCUACUUCUGGUUUGUUGCAAGAGCAGAUGAUAUCAUAUUAUCUUCUGGUUACCGAAUUGGACCAUUUGAAGUAGAAAGUGCCUUAAUUGAGCACCCUUCAGUUGCAGAAUCAGCUGUUGUCAGCAGUCCAGACCCCAUCAGAGGAGAGGUAGUAAAGGCUUUUAUUGUUUUGAAUCCUGAUUACAAGUUACAUGAUCAAGAACAACUUAAAAAGGAGAUUCAGGAGCAUGUUAAAAAAACUACAGCACCUUACAAAUAUCCCAGAAAGGUAGAAUUUAUUCCAGAGCUGCCAAAGACUGUCAGUGGGAAGAUAAAAAGAAAUGAACUGAGGAAGAAAGAAUGGAAAACACUUUAGAUUCAUUCUAUUAACUACUGUGGCAUCUAUAAAUCUAUAGAAACUGCAAAAAAAAAAUGUGGUAGCAUGCUUAGGAACUGUUGAUUUAAAAUGUCUUGCGGUUAUGACAUCAGGGCUGAAUUCUAAAAUAAAACAUUUGGUAAAUUCCUGUGCAUUAGUGUCAAUGUUGCUAUAAUUUGUUAAUAUAAAAUGAAUGUCAUCAAUUGCUGAGGAAUUUUUAAAUAUAUAAUAUAGAAUCAAAUCUUUGUCCCAUUGGUUUUCAAAUUUUAGUUGAAUAAUUCUUCUGUUUU